Messenger RNA from Agrilus planipennis (emerald ash borer), 1074 nucleotides. RefSeq names its product protein atonal. The record is from RefSeq and is a predicted model, not a curated record. Gene Ontology annotation, molecular function: protein dimerization activity. Lineage: Eukaryota; Metazoa; Arthropoda; Insecta; Coleoptera; Buprestidae. The transcript has a single exon. Bases 382 to 810 code for a protein of 142 amino acids.
GCAGAUGAGUUGCGCUGAUUUGCCUCGAGGGACUCGGUCGGUCUGGGUCUACCCUCUGCGAUGCUAUUGGUAGCCUGGCACGCGACUUGCGACUUGGGGUGCAGGAUAUAGGACGGUCGGGGGUGCCGGACGACCACGUUUCCCUUUAAAAGUCACAACAGGUAGCACGCAGGAUUCAAUGUUGUCCGUAAUCCUGCGAUUAUUGGAUGUUCUUUUUCGGAACCUGUCGCGACCUCUCGCCCUGUUCGACAUAUACACAACACGUACUUGCGGUACAAAGAUAUAAUACACGUGGUGCGUCGAAGAACUCGUGAGAAAUAUUCGAAAAAGUGCGUGCGAAAAAAUAACAGAACAUCAAUCAAUUACUUAUCGUUAUCGGCAAUGGAAUUGAGUAAUCGAGACGAAAACGCAAGUACUGCCUACACGACAUACGUUUACAUGCUGAACGUGCCGCAUUUUCAACAAAAUUCGUUUCAAAACGAAUGGCCAAGCAAUGGUACCAACAGUUCCCGAUCGAUCUACGACAGUUUGUCGGACGGCUAUCAAAGCUCCAGUCCCGAACCUGUGGGAGGAAGUUUGCGUGGUAAAAAUCAAGUGUCACCUAUGGUUUUAAAGAAACGAAGACUGGCCGCAAACGCGAGAGAAAGACGACGAAUGCAACAUCUCAAUCAAGCCUUCGAUAGAUUAAGGACCUUCCUGCCUCAGCUAGGACACGACAGGCAAUUGUCGAAAUACGAAACGCUUCAAAUGGCCCAAUCCUACAUAGCAGCUCUAUACGAUCUCCUCGAACAGCAACCCUCGACUUCUUAAAUAUUAUUUAAGGAUUUAGGUACCCGUACGAAAAAGUAUUAUUUUUAUUAUGUUUUUGUCGUAUUUAGUAACCAAAGACAGAUCGUUAAGUGCAGUAAGGCAAAUAAAUACAAUAAUAUGGUACAGAUUUUCCAUUCAAAAUAUAACGUAAUUUUUGGCACUUCGUGGUUGAUCUACUCACCCAAAACGCUAGGACAAUUAAAAAGCUGAACCAAAAAAGUUUAAAUUCUUAACUGUUAAAAAACUUUUCUUUAAAUAUUAUUA